CCAACAUCCAACGCAAUGCAAUGGGUGAAUCCGUCAAGCCCACCAAGCAAGCCAGCAAAAACGGGCGAGCGAGUCAAGCGAGAGUCCAAGCCAAGACCCCGCGUCGCCAGGGGGCACCAGCCAGACCAAUCCCCACCGCGGAGCCAUCAAUCUGUAACUCGCCUAUCAACUGAAACUCCAAACAUCAGUCUCACCUGCACGGCCUGGCCCGCUGUACACGAAUCCAUCCACUUCCUCGUCCUCUUCCCAUCCGGCAGAAUCCCUCACUACCGCUUUGAACACCACCAGAGUGUAUCACGCCAUUCCGCUAGCGCUCCCUCCCCGAUCCCCUCGCCUUGACUUGCCCACCUAACUGCUGACUUACAUGUGUAGUCUACCCUUCACAUCCUGUAACUUGAUGGACGGCAGCACGCCAAUGUUUCAUCCCAUCAUCGCCAUCUUUUAUCCCCGCAUCGUUUGCCGUUCCCUGCAGUUUGUGGUGCCAAAGGCAAUGCCGUUUGGGUCCCCGAGUAUACCCAACGCAUAACCUUUUAUGCAUAUCAUCCAUCCACCAACUCGUACAUCCAUCCGUUGCCACUCAGCACAAUCGCGCGCGUUACCUCAAACAAUAGGCAAACCCUUCUGCCUCACUCCUUGUAGAACCGCCGUCACGUAUAUACAGCGCUGCCAAACGUUUCACUCAGGUCCAGACACAUACCCACACCCAUGGAAAGACUAAUCCCCGUUCAAGAACAAAAAAAGGGAACGAACCAUCCAUAAAAAGAAGCGUCUCCGGUUUUCUGGCCGCUUUCUGUCCUUUGAGCAACCCCCAGUUGCCGUUACUGUCGGUAUUCUUAGUUUCGUUUCGCACUCCGCCCGCCCAAUCGCAUGCCCCCUUGGCAUGUCAAUCUUCACCACAAACUGCCCGACAUUGGCUCACGUCGACAGCUGAAGUUUUUCCUUUUCUACCUCUUACGUGCAUAGGGCAGGCAGAACGCUGCACCUAGAUUGCAACAGCUAUGCGUGAAUUGAGCGUCGUCACGCGCAAAGUCCAGCACGAUGCGUGGUGUAUCUCACACAGGCUGCAGAUGAAAACUUUCCCCCAUAAGCGAGGAGAGACCCUGAUACAGAUGCAGAUACAAUAUUCCGAUUCGCGGCCUUGCGCGAUCGUGUCUACCCGAACAAAGUGACAAUCCUCUCCUCGUCGGGCAGGUAGCUGUGGUCACACGGGAAUGCUUACGCUUCUCCCAUAGACGUUGCGUAUUGAGACAACGAUGCGACAGAUUGAUGUAAAUCUCGUUGGCAAGGGCCGGCGUUGACGAUACAGUGGCAUUCAGGAUGCAAUCCGAGGAGUGGAGACGAAAAGAACCAACGUCCAAUGUUGAUACGCGGGACCG
Periconia digitata is the source of this 1376-nucleotide messenger RNA. The record is from the annotation of a GenBank genome assembly. Lineage: Eukaryota; Fungi; Ascomycota; Dothideomycetes; Pleosporales; Periconiaceae.